Molecule: messenger RNA, 1914 nt
Organism: Lutzomyia longipalpis
Lineage: Eukaryota; Metazoa; Arthropoda; Insecta; Diptera; Psychodidae
Product: protein DENND6B
Exons: 3
Coding region: 121-1692 (523 amino acids)
Cellular component (GO): recycling endosome
Molecular function (GO): guanyl-nucleotide exchange factor activity
Source: RefSeq, a predicted model, not a curated record
GAAAUUUCUCUCUUUUCGUGCCCAGCUCGUGCCAGUCAGUUGUGUUGUUGUUUCUUUGACAUAAAAAAAUCUGCAGGAGUUUUAUUUAUUUUUUUGGGGGAAAUUGGGAAAUGCAGGGAAAUGGCCUCCGGGGAGCCCGAGGAAUGCGACUGGGGGCGCUUCCACGAAUGGAUCCAUUGCUUUUGCAUUGUAACGUUUGAUCUGGAAUUGGGGCAGGCACUGGAGCUCGUGCAUCCGCCCCAGGUGGCGCUGUCGGAACGUGAACGAUCCAACAUUUGCUAUUUAGCCUUUCCGGAUAGCAAUUCGGGAUGUAUGGGGGAUACGGAGUAUCAUGUACGUCUCAGGGUGGCACCCGAUGGGGAUGGACCACGCCUCAGUCCUGCUCAUACCACAUACAAUGGUCACACGACUGAAUCCCAUCGUGCAGAUGCUGGACACCUCUGGGGAUUUGUCUAUUUCAGACAAACUCGUGCUCCUGACUUACCCCGUGGCUAUUUCCAGAAGAGCUUCAUGCUACUCACACGCCUGCCCUUUGUCUCUCUCUUCUCCCGCAUAGCCCAUCAAGUGGCCCCGUUGUUCUUUGAACAUGGCGCCAGGGUUCUCCAGGAGGCUGCCAUGGCCAUUAGUAAGUGGCCAUCAUUAGCCCAAGGAACACUACAGCUUCCCUUUCUCGGUCACAAAUUCUCCGUGACUGUUGGUGAGGGGGAGCCGGAUGCUCAUGAAGAUUCCGCGGAACGUAUAAUGAGUCUCCAUGAACCUGAAUCCCUGCAGGGGCUCAUUCCGCUUUUGCCACAUGUCCAACUUCUCUGGGAGCUUGUUAUCACAGGUGAACCAAUAGUGGUCAUGGCUUCAUCCCCGGCUGAUUGUUCACACCUUGUGCACUGCCUGAGCUCCAUUAUUGCCCCAAUGGGCUUCAGUGGGGAGACACGCCCGUAUUUCACGAUACACGAUUCGGAAUUCCGGGAAUUUACGCAGCGCCAGGGGCCCCCAGCUGUUAUUUUGGGUGUUACAAAUCCCUUUUUCGCCAAAACUCUCCAACAUUGGCCCCACACGAUUCGUCUCACGGGCACCCGUGCCCCCACGGUGGCCACAAGCUACCGCACGCAUCUGCAGCAACAGAAAUCUCUCACGCGACAGGUGUUGGGUCGUGCUGGACGGCCAUUGCCAAUACAAUCAGCAAUGCUUCGUAGGCAUUUGCUUGAGCUCACACAGAGCUUUAUUAUUCCACUUGAGCGGUACAUGGGGAGCCUCAUGCCGCUCAUGAGGGAUGUUUCACCAUUUGGAGCCCCACCGGCCCCCCAUCAUUUCCGCCAAGAAGAUUUCCUAGCCACAUUACCGCAUGCUGGACCACAACUCACGACAUCCCUCAAAGGUGACUGGGAGGGGCUCUACAGAAGAUUUUUCCGUUCUGGGAACUUCCGUGCAUGGCAUGAGCUACGUCACAGGCAGCUUACGCACGCUCUACAGGCGCUACAUCUGCAGGCGCUGGCGAGUGUGGAUCUAGGUGCAUGGAUGGAGGGUAAACAUGAGGUUGAGGUGGUGGAUAUGGUGCUAAAGUUGCGCCAGAAGAUAGCCGUCUGCAGUGAAGCAUCGCGACAGACGCGUGAUCGACUGGAGCACCAUUUACGCGACAUUGAGGAUAGACUUCCGGAAGAUUUGCGCCUUUUGCUACGUUCCGGAGCCUCCACCUGACCUUGUUGUGUGCCUUCCUGCAAUCUCGUCGCCCACUUGUACAAAGAAAAAAUCACUCAAUAGAUGCGUUUUCUACUCAAAAAAAUGUCUUUUAUUUAUUUUAUUUUAUUUUUUUUAAUCUUAAUUAAUUUUUAUUUAAUUCUGCAUUCAAAGUUGGGUAAAAAAUAAUUUCUGGACCAGAAAAAUCGUUUUAAUAUGAAAUAUGAAACUUACAGACAAAAA